Molecule: messenger RNA, 1234 nt
Organism: Homarus americanus (American lobster)
Lineage: Eukaryota; Metazoa; Arthropoda; Malacostraca; Decapoda; Nephropidae
Product: cytochrome c oxidase subunit 4 isoform 1, mitochondrial-like
Exons: 5
Coding region: 16-714 (232 amino acids)
Biological process (GO): mitochondrial electron transport, cytochrome c to oxygen
Source: RefSeq, a predicted model, not a curated record
AGGUGGACCGGUGUGAUGAAACUGGCUACGCAAUCCACACCGGAAUAUCAGCUGAUUACUACUGACGGCCGUCCACAAGAACUAUUCCGGGGCGAUGCUCCGUGUCUGCUUAAGAACCGUUUGGUAUGGACGGCUGCUCUCAUGUUCAAAAACAAUGUAAAAUUACACCAUAUCAUAAUGGCACUGAAUAUGGUAACUCGUAGGGCUCUGGCCCUGACCCUCCAGCAGCUCAGUCGUCAGCAGACUGCUGCUGCUGCUUCCACACUAUCAAAAAUUGGUAAUCGUGAAGUUGUAGGAUUUGGCUUCAAUGGCUCCCCUGCAUAUGUUGACCGUGUCGAUUUCCCCAUGCCAGCUGUCCGCUUCAGGGAGGACACCCCUGAUGUUCAGGUGUUGCGUGAGAAGGAGAUGGGAGAUUGGAAAAAGCUCACCUUGGAAGAGAAGAAAGCAUUGUAUCGUGCCUCCUUCUGCCAAACCUUUGCCGAGAUGACCGCACCUUCCGGAGAGUGGAAGUCUGUGUUGGGGGUUACAUUAAUACUUUCUUCCUUAGCUGUUUGGAUAUACCUGUGGAUGAAGGUGUUUGUAUACUCUCCACUUCCUGAAACCUUGAAGCCCGAGUAUCAAGAGGCUCAGUUGAAGAGGAUGAUUGACUUGCGUGCAAACCCUGUAGAGGGUACUUCAUCACAAUGGGAUUAUUCCAAGGGGGAUUGGAAGUAAACAUUGGCCAUACAAUUCACUUGUAAUUAGUAAUGACAAGACAGCAAGUUUUACCAAUGCAGUACCUGGUUGACAAGAGAAACUAAACUGAAGCAAGAGGUCCAUCUCAGGUUAACUCCCACAGUACCCCACCCCCCCCCUCGUAAAUGUCAUUUGCCAAUAGUUCCCCCUCUGUACUUACGCAAUGGUGUCACACCUCGUCUCUUAUAUUUCGGGAGCACUGUGAUUUACUUGUCUAAUGCAUUACUAUCCCAUUUGAUCCUCAUUCCAUCUCCCUGACUAUGCAUAUAAGACAGUUAAUCAUCAGUUAUGGCAAUACUGUUUGGGGAAGGAACCUACAAUGGCCGAGUUUGGACAAAUUGGACAAAAGGAAAAAACAAUGCAUCUUUUAACUGUAGAUAAAAUUGUAUAUUUUAAAAAAUUAUAUGAUGUUGGUGCACACCCAGUCAGGGAGAAAUUAUUGCAUAUUGUAAAUAUGUUAUUUAUGUCACUGUCAUCUAUUGAGUAAAUAGUGACCUUU